Messenger RNA from Arabidopsis arenosa, 667 nucleotides. The record is from the annotation of a GenBank genome assembly. Lineage: Eukaryota; Viridiplantae; Streptophyta; Magnoliopsida; Brassicales; Brassicaceae.
AAUGUGUGAAUAAUUGUUCGUUGUUGGUUUUGUGUGAGGUAGAAGAAUCAUGAUUGGGUUAUUCAAAGUGAAAGAGAAGCAAAGGGAAGAAUCUCAAAAUACUAACAGAAGAGGAGCUUCUACUGUCAAGAAGCAAUCUGCUGGUGAACUUCGUCUUCACAAAGAUAUAUCGGAGCUGAACUUGCCAAAGUCUUGUAAGAUAUCCUUUCCGAACGGAAAGAAUGACUUGAUGAACUUUGAAGUAACCAUUAAACCUGAUGAAGGAUAUUACAUGAAUGGUAAAUUUGUGUUCUCAUUCCAAGUCUCUAAUGUGUAUCCCCACGAAGCUCCCAAAGUGAAAUGCAAGACCAAGGUGUAUCAUCCUAAUAUCGAUCUAGAAGGAAACGUCUGUCUGAACAUCUUGCGUGAAGACUGGAAACCGGUUCUCAACAUAAACACAGUUAUCUACGGUCUUUUCCAUCUCUUCACGGAACCCAAUUACGAGGAUCCUCUGAACCAUGACGCAGCAGCGGUGUUAAGGGAUAACCCGAAGCUGUUCGAGAAUAAUGUCAAAAGGGCAAUGAUGGGUGGCUAUGUUGGCGAAACCUCAUUUCCUCGCUGCAUGUAGUUUGACUCUGGUUCGGUUUCUUAGCCAUUUUCUCCUUCUAAAGAAACUUCUCUUGUUUAC